Anopheles moucheti is the source of this 4179-nucleotide messenger RNA. RefSeq names its product ELAV-like protein 4. The transcript is spliced from 2 exons. The record is from RefSeq and is a predicted model, not a curated record. The coding region runs from base 59 to 1336 and encodes 425 amino acids. NCBI's taxonomy places the organism in Eukaryota, Metazoa, Arthropoda, Insecta, Diptera, Culicidae. Gene Ontology annotation, molecular function: RNA binding.
CUGAACGUAAAUUGGCUGUUUUUAGUGGCGAGCUGUAAGCACGAAGUGCCGUGCGGCUAUGGGCGAUAUACAGUGGCAGGCAGCAAUGAACGAACCGUCGACGUCCCAACCGCAGGGACCGCGGUUAACCGAAAAUGAUCAACUGUUCGACGAAUUGCUGGAAAACAUUGUGUAUGUAGGUAACCUGCCGAAAAACAUCAUGCUGACCGACCUGAUCGAACUGUUCAAGUAUGCCGGCCGGAUCGAGCGCGUCGCCUGGUACGGUGAGCAUCGCACGGACAUCAACACGAAGGUUGCAUUCGUACGCUUCCGGCAUUCGCGGCACGCGAAGGAAGCGGCCAAAUGGGACAGGAUACGUUACCACGAUUCGAUCCUGAUCGUGAUGCAGAUAUUCAAGGACCAGUGGUUCGACAUGAGCGUAUCGAUAAUGGUGCGAAAUAUACGAGACGACACAACCGACUGGCAGCUGUAUGAAGCGUUCCGACGAUUUGGCAAAAUAUACGGUAUACUCAUACCGACGCACGGUACCGCGUACGUGGGCUUCUAUUACGAGGCAGAAACACAAUGCGCCCUGGAGAUGAACAACAACAUGUUCAACGGGAACAGAAUGCGGGUGGAAAUGUUACGACGAAAUCUGCCCCUGCAACAGAUCGACAUAUUCGACAUGUCCCGGAACGAGGUGCGACUGCUGCGUGACAUGUUGCUCGAGGUGGACGAAAAGCUGGAACAGUUCUACUCGGCGUACGAUGAAGCGUUCAACUACUCCUCAAAAGAUUACCGCCGGUGGAAGCGAAAACGGCGUCGCGUUACUCCGCUGCUGAGCGAUUCCAGUUCGUCGUCGGAGAGCAGCUCGUCCAGCGUGUCGGAAAUGUCGAACCGGAGUGCGAACGAGGUGCGGCGCAUAACGUGCGGCUCGAACGAAGAGAACCGCUGCCUCGGCAUCUUCGGCAUGAACCCGGACACGACGGAAAAAACGCUAAUGAAGCUGUUUUCCCGGUACGGGCACGUCAAAGACAUCAAGCUGAUAUACGACGGCAAAACGAAUGUGUCCCGCGGGUACUCGUUCAUCUAUUUUAAGCAUGCCAGCGAUUCCCGUCGAGCGCAACGGAAACUCAACGGUACGAUGCUCGAAGGACGUAAGGUGCGGGUUGAUUUCAGUCGCAGCAAACCGCACGAACCGCGGGCCGAUCGACGCAAACGGGUGUCACCGACUGCUACUGCUGCGGCCGCCGCUUCGACCAGUGCCGAUCGUUGCUGCCAUCGCCGGCACGGCACCACUCAUCAUAAGAAGCGCAAAAAGCGACGCGUUUGCUACUCCUCGUCGGAUUCGGAGUAGUGCCUGUGACGCGUAGACUAAACUGGGCGCUAUCGAACGGACUGAAUCGAUGUACAUAGUUGGACUGGUGGACUGGACUUCCUUGUCCUUACUGAAUAUUUGCAGAGCAGAAAGACGAGAUUCUCAAACUGUGCUCAACCUAUUCCAGCUUGAUUCUGAUUAGUGUCCCCGAAGGAUUUACACGAAAUGGCGGCCACCACCAUUUUUCUUACCCUUAAGUUGAACAUUUUCUUUUCUUACAUUUUUAGGACGUGAAGUCACCCUGAAGUUAUCAAACAUACCAUUUUUGAGAUUGGGGAAACUUUGCACUAUCAAAUUCUACAACGCUCGCGCAUUUCAUGAUCAAAUUCAUCAUUUCUUUCAACAAAUUUCUCAAGAUGCCGGUAACAAAUAUGAACGAGCUUCAAACAAACGAUCGUCCGGUCAGUUGCAAAAUACUUUCAACUUCACAGUCAAACGCACAGACUGGCAGAACAGAACAGCUUCUAUCAAGAACACUCGAGCAGUGGCCCGCAACAACACUCGUCUGUCCAUAUAUAACCGUACAUAAUAUUCUUUUCUUUUUUAUUCGUUGUUUGUCAUUUAGUUGAAACAUUGAAAGUACAUUUAUUUGUUUGGAUCGUUUGUGUAGCAUCUUACCCCAUUACGAUGAAUUUUUACUCCCCGCUUUGGCUCUUGACCAGUUUAAUUAUCAGAACUUUAAAAGAACUCGUAAAUGAGAAGGAAUGAACUCUGCAUUACUCACCGUUAUAUAUCGUUCAGUUAUGGUAUUGGGAAAGCGGAAGCAAAACAGGACAGCUUUAUGUAUGUAUAUAGAAUAUAUAUAUACAAUGUGUGCGAAAAUCCGCGAUACUAAUGAAAGGAAAGGUUUAGAAGAACGUUGGAAUUUACGAUUCGAUGAGAUGUCACGUUUUGGUGCAAGUGUGUACACGCGUUCCGCGGCGUAGAGGAAAAUUAGCUUACAGGAGGAUCACAACCUUUUGUGAUGGAUUCGUGAUGAAAAAAACAACAGCCCCAAAACAUUACGCGCUAACAUAGACUGGUGGGGAAUGUUUUCUUUAUCACUGUAAAUGAUAGGAGCGAUGGAAAUAGAUAGCAAGGAGAAAUUUAUAAACAAAACAAACGAAGGAGAGGUCGAAAACCCAUAAACUCUGUGCGGGGGGAAAGCAUAUCCUUCGGAGAGUUUUUAGGGAUAGUAGUAGACCGGAUAGAUGAAAUGCUUGCGAAAGAGCAUUUGUUAUGUACAUUAGGUUUGUUGGAAGCCCUGCGCGAAUGGUCGUGUAUCAUUUAUUAGUUUUGUUUGUGAUCGCCAAAAAAUGUUGAAGUCCUUUUUCUCCUUUUUUUACUACAUAAUUAACGGUAGCAGGAUGUAGUUUUAGACGUAGAACGGAUCACGAUCAACACAAGCUUGGAACAGUUGAGGGACUGCCAAAGUAAAAUCACGAGUAACACAGCACACAUGAUAGUGAUGAAUCAAGCGAAACCUCAUUGGCGAUCGAUCGAUGAAGUGGCGGAACGUAAAACAUAAAAAAACAAUGAAUAAUAACUGCUGCGUUUCGCUGUGUGCAACAAAAAAGAGCGUAUGUUUUGUUGGAUAUCGUCAGUCAACAGUCGUUCACUCCCGCCCGGUCAGUCAAAUUCUAAUACUGACCCUCCAACCAACACACCCAAACAAUUCAGCAUCAACAAUAUUGUUCCUCUUCAAUUCAACUAUCUGUUUCACCGAUCGAGUCCUGCUGGGAGCUCACAACCACGCGCUCAAACUGCAUGGUGUGGGACGGUUCCGGUACCGUAUGCCGGGUGGUAUUCGGUCCCAUUGACCGUGCCGGUAGUGGCAGCCGCAGCGGCAACAGCGGCCGCAGCCACGGCGGCCCUUUGCAGCGAAGGGUGAUGGUGCAUGUGAGCCGUUGCCCCGGCUGCUGCAGACGCCGGUGUCGCCGACGAUCCAUGCAGGCUGUGAUGUUGCUGUUGGUGAUGAAGAUGCGCAUGAUGGUGCGAUGGUUGUUGCUGUUGCUGCUGCUGCUGCUGCUGCUGAUGUUGUGAUGAAUGGUUGUUGUGUUGCUGCUGCGAAUGGUUAUGAUGAUGAUGAUGAUGGUGGUGGUGUUGGUGGUGAUGCGGUGUAUGGUGUGCGGUCGCGGCCAACACACUCGGAUACAGCUCGGGCGAACGGCCAUCGUGCGUGGGUGUCCCGGUGAGCAACUCCGACAUGAAGCCAAUGUAGGUGAUCGCUAGACGCAGUGUUUCGAUGCGUGACAAUCGCUUUUCGUAUGCAAAUGUCGGCACCUUGCGGCGCAGCUUGUCGAAGGCUUCGUUCAGGUUGAACAUACGACGCCGCUCGCGUAUGUUGGCUGCCCGGCGCUGUGCCAUCGAAGCUACCCGGCGGCGGGUUUUCUUGUUCGACCCACUGGACGGUGCUGGCUGUGCUCCGCGCGGUGAGAGCCGUUGACUGACGAAGCUACCAACCUGCUGCCGGGGCCAGAUAGCUAGCGCGGAAUAGACAGAAGGAAAGAAAUGUAACAUCCGAAACUCAAGACUACACCACCAUGCAGCCUUUCCUUCAAAUUCCCUAUCAAGUUUCAACCCACGGUACGAUAAAACGAUCCUCAAUACCAAGAUCAGCAUCAAACAGCGAUCCACACAUGUUUUCUUUGUUGCUAAAUUGCAUCAUCUCCAACCGUCCCACGAAUGGUACAACGUUCAAACAGAGCAACCAGUUUGCGCAUCAUCCGCGCAGAGGAUCCUGACGAAAGUCGGCGUUAGUGUACAAUGAAUAUCAACAUGUAUGUAUCCAUGUAUGAAAAUACUGUUUCUAAAUGACCAUUAAACAAUGUAUAGAAAUACGA